Physeter macrocephalus (sperm whale) is the source of this 2973-nucleotide messenger RNA. It is a transcript of the gene UNKL, whose product is annotated as unk like zinc finger. The transcript is spliced from 13 exons. Lineage: Eukaryota; Metazoa; Chordata; Mammalia; Artiodactyla; Physeteridae. Bases 34 to 2079 code for a protein of 681 amino acids. Gene Ontology annotation, cellular component: plasma membrane; late endosome membrane; recycling endosome membrane. Gene Ontology annotation, biological process: positive regulation of neurotransmitter secretion; regulation of dense core granule exocytosis. Gene Ontology annotation, molecular function: metal ion binding; SNARE binding. The record is from RefSeq and is a predicted model, not a curated record.
CGGCGCAUGCGCGCUGCAUUGUUUUGACUGAAAAUGCCGUCGGUUUCGAAAGCGGCGGCGGCGGCGUUGAGCGGGUCCCCCCCGCAGACCGAGAAGCCGACCCACUACAGGUAUCUAAAGGAGUUUAGGACAGAGCAGUGCUCCCUGUUUGUGCAGCACAAGUGCACCCAGCACAGGCCAUUUACCUGUUUCCAUUGGCAUUUCCUAAAUCAGCGUCGGCGCAGACCGCUCCGCAGGCGCGACGGCACUUUUAACUACAGCCCGGACGUGUACUGCUCCAAGUACGACGAGGCCAGCGGCUUGUGCCCCGACGGCGACGAAUGUCCAUACCUGCACCGGACGACCGGGGACACAGAGCGCAAGUAUCACCUGCGCUACUACAAGACGGGCACGUGCAUCCAUGAGACGGAUGCCCGGGGCCACUGCGUGAAGAACGGGCUGCACUGCGCCUUCGCGCACGGCCCCCUGGACCUGCGGCCACCGGUGUGUGACAUCAGGGAGCUGCAGGCCCAGGAAGCCCUGCAGAACGGCCAGCUCAGUGCUGGGGAUGGCAUCCCUGACCUGCAGCCUGGGGUCUUGGCCAGCCAGGCCCUGAUGGAGAAGAUCCUGGGCGAGGACCCCCGGUGGCAAGAUACCAACUUCGUGCUAGGCAGCUACAAGACAGAGCAGUGCCCCAAGCCGCCGCGCCUGUGCCGCCAGGGCUACGCAUGCCCGCACUUCCACAACAGCAGGGACCGGCGGCGGGAUCCGCGGAGGUUCCAGUACAGGUCCACCCCCUGCCCCAGCGUGAAGCACGGUGACGAGUGGGGCGAGCCCUCCAGGUGCGAGAGCGGGGACAGCUGUCAGUACUGCCACUCGCGCACAGAGCAGCAGUUCCACCCCGAGGUACGGGAGCACCCCCGGAAGUACGUGCAGCACAUCAGCCUCUCGCCUGACUCCAUCCAGAACGAGGAGGCCAUGGCCCCACUUCUGAAGUACCUGGACGAGAAGCUGGCUCUGCUGAACGCCUCGCUGGUGAAGGAGAACCUGAGCAGGGUGCUGGAGGCCCUCUGGGAGCUGCUGUUACAGGCUAUUCUGCAGGCUCUGGGUGCAAACCGUGACGUGUCUGCCGACUUCUAUGGGCGCUUCCACUUCACGCUGGAGGCCCUGGUCAAUUUUUUCCACGCUGAGGGCCAGGGUUUGCCCCUGGAGAGCCUGAGGGACGGAAGCUACAAGGUGAAGUUUGGCCCUGGGUCCUCUGACAGAGGAAGGGGGAGGGGCGGACACCAGAGACCCAAGUUUGAGUUCAUCCACGCCCCACACGUGAAAUGGAGCCGUGAGGAGCUGCCGGCAUCACCAGGGGCCUCCUCCUUCCUGCAGAGGCUGGAGGAAGAGCUGCGCCUGCACCAGUGCUCCACCCGGGAGUGCAUCGAGCAGUACUACUUGGACAAGCUCAAGCAGGUAGUGCGGCCCAGGUGUUGGCACGAGGCCCCGCCUCCGGGAGUCCCCGGGCUUCGGCUCACCGGCCCCCCGGCCUUACCACAGAGGUCCCUGGAGCACAACCGGUUUGGGCGCCUGAGCGUCCGCUGCCACUACGAGGCGGCCGAACAGCGGCUGGCGGUGGAGGUGCUGCACGCCGCCGACCUGCUCCCCCUGGACGCCAACGGCCUGAGCGACCCCUUUGUGAUCGUGGAGCUGGGCCCGCCGCACCUUUUCCCUCUGGUCCGCAGUCAGAGGACCCAGAUCAAGAGCCGGACGCUGCACCCCGUGUACGACGAGCUCUUCUACUUCUCCGUGCCCGCAGAGGCCUGCCGCCGCCGGGGCGCCUGCGUGCUGUUUACCGUCAUGGACCACGACUGGCUGUCCACCAACGACUUCGCGGGGGAGGCAGCCCUAGGCCUGGGCAGCAUUGGCGGCGUCGCGAGGCCCCAGAUGGGAGGGAGCGCGAGGGCCGGGCAGCCGGUCACCCUGCACCUGCGCCGGCCCAGAGCCCAGGUGAGAUCGGCGCUUAGGAUGCUGGAGGGCCGCAACAACAAGGAGGCGCAGGAGUUUGUCAAGAGACUCAAGGAGCUGGAGAAGUACAUGGAGGCGGACCCCUGAGCCCCUGCGGCCACCAGCCAGGCCCUCCCCAAGUCCCCGUGUUGUUCUCUCGCCGUGGUCAGCUUUGUGCAGCCGGGCUCGUGGUGCCCCUUCCCCUGCUUCAUGGUGUGUAUGCUGUGGCUGGACUCCCUUCUGCCCUGGCCAUGUCUCUGUGGUGUGUGUUGUGAACCCCCUGUGCCCAGUAAGCCCCACCCAACUGGAUCUGGACAGCCGACUGGGCGAGGCCUGACCAGCAGCUGCCCGCCCCCACCCUGGAGCAGAGAGAGCAGGCCUGGCCGCCAGGUGAGCUUCCCACCUUCCCUCAGGUUCCACAGCCACAGGGCAGGAGGGCACUGGUCUUAAAGCAGGGCUCUCAGUGGGGCAGCCUUGCCCCCCAGGGGACAUUAGGUGCUGCCUGGAGACAUUUUUGGUAGUCAGUCACAACUGGGGAGUGAGUGAAGGCUGUGCUAUUAGCACCAGUGGGUAGAGACCAGGCUUGACAUCCUGCCAUGAACCCUCCCCCCCCCAACAAAGAAUGGUUCACCCCUAAAUGUCACCAGUGCUACACAGGAGAGCCCUAUCCUAAAGGAAGUUCUGUCCUCGUCUCUCCAGGGCUGGGGCAAGGCCUCACUAGGCGGAGAGGCAGGAAGUUCAGCGUUUUGAGUCUGGACAAUCCAGGCUUUGGAGGGAGAGGGUGAACAUGUGCAGUGUCCCUACCCUUCUCCAGGGACCCUCCACCCCAGACAGCAUGUGGAGGGUGGUUUGCCUGAGAGCUGCACAGGUCUCCAGUCCCCACCCAGCUGACAGGCCCAGGGUCUCUGACUGAGGAUGUCACUCAAGGCUGGUCAGUGUAAGGGGCUCCAUGCCAACUGGCCAGCUAUCUGGCGUUUCUUUUCACGAACGCAUGGCUGCCCA